AUGUCAUCCGUGUUCCAGGGCCGUCAUGACGUAGCGUGUCUGCCCCACUUCAGCCCUACGAAGCACACGCUGGAUGCAGGAACGCGUCCACGUACCAGGUUGACUUGUAGACUUUGCCCACCAUAUGCUUUUGAAGCGUACUACACAUCCCUCCACGCCAUAAUAUCCGUCUACAAGCUCUCCGGCCUCGAUCUCGACGUGGAAGAAGAAGUCCCCCUCGCAACCAUAACGCGUCUAAUCUCCCGUCUACGAGCAGACUUUGGCCCGGACUUCAUCAUCACCCUCGCGCCCGUCGCUACAGCUCUCAUCCCCGACCCGAACAUUCCCGCCCACUUGCGCCCGCCCCGCCCAAUGUUAGCCUCAGGCCCCAGCCCCAACCCGCUCCAUCCCACACUCCCCCAUCUCAGUGGCUUCAGCUACCCCGAGCUCGAAUGCAGCGUCUACGGCCGGGAAAUCUCCUGGUACAACACGCAAUUCUACUGUGGAUGGGGCGACGCCGGAACAACAAUGUGGUACGACACCAUCAUCGCCGCAGGCUGGAAACCAGAAAAAGUCGUCAUGGGCGUAGUUACCAACCCCGGCAACGGCGCCGGGCAUAUCCCCCUGGCUAAACUGAGCGAGAAUUGCGCUAGGCUACGCGACAAGUACAAGGGCGUUGGCAACGGCUUCGGCGGCGUCAUGGGAUGGGAGUACUUCAACUGCGGGGAUUACGAAGACGAUCUCGUACAUGUUUCUGAGCUUGAACUCAAUACUGAGACUGUGCAGACGGGGUGGGUGGCGGCGCUGGGCAGGGUCUUGCGUAGUGAGGUACCGCCAUCACUACCAUCACCGCCAACGGAACAGCAGCGCCCGUUGCAAGCCGUUACCGCAGACCAGAUUCGCAACAUGGUUACCAACUUGCCUCCAGCACGGGCGCCAUGGCCGGAUGAGGAGGUGCAGAAGUUGGUUGUGCUGGGGUUUGAAAGACACGAGGCUGUUGCUGCGCUGAAUGCUACGGAUGGGAAUGUGGAAAUGGCGGCGGGGUUUUUGUUUGAACAUUAUCCUGCGUAG
This is a messenger RNA of Pyrenophora tritici-repentis Pt-1C-BFP, 1050 nucleotides long. NCBI's taxonomy places the organism in Eukaryota, Fungi, Ascomycota, Dothideomycetes, Pleosporales, Pleosporaceae. The record is from RefSeq and is a predicted model, not a curated record.